This is a messenger RNA of Sycon ciliatum, 3170 nucleotides long. Its product is annotated as lysine-specific demethylase RSBN1L-like. Gene Ontology annotation, cellular component: nucleus. NCBI's taxonomy places the organism in Eukaryota, Metazoa, Porifera, Calcarea, Leucosolenida, Sycettidae. The record is from RefSeq and is a predicted model, not a curated record. The transcript has 5 exons. The coding region runs from base 269 to 2236 and encodes 655 amino acids.
GCCAUGUGUAGAUUCUACGCCCAGCAUGUGGUGCAUUGUUCAACGGCAAAGUCAAAGUUCGUUCAGUACAGUCAGUAGUCCUUGUGUCGACUCAUAGUCAUAGAGACUCAUCAUACUCACCACACAGUGUGCAUCCCAUUGGGGGGAAGGUGGACUGCUAUCUAUUCGAUCGUCUGACAACGACGUCUUCGGCAAGGGUCGGGCGACUCAGGUAUUUCUAGUGUUUGGCCGACAAGGAUAUUCGACGGCAACCAACCGCUGGCCAAGCAUGGAGCAUGCACAGACCCACAAUGAUGAGACGCACGCUCCCAGGAGGGAUGGAAACGGACACACACCGGCUGGUGGAAAGGUGCGCAUUGAAGCAUGCCCUGCGGGCGGCGCAACGUACGUGGUGCUGGACAACGGGGACUUCUGCAAGCUGCCUGACAAGGAGGCACGAGAGCGGGUUCUCAAUGAGUAUUUCGACGAGGCGUUCUCCACCGAUGCCAAGACUGGCCAGCCACGUCAUGUGAUGGCUAUUGUGCGCGGCGCUGCCGAGUGUCUUCCUGAUCCGUUCCUCCACUUGGCAAAGGACCAUCCGCAGGUUGUCGGUCAGGUUCGCAAGCUGUUAUCCAAGUCCACAUCUACAACAACACUAGAGGAGUACUAUGAAAGUGUGCAGAAGUCGCUCUGUGGCAAUUGCUCAGGAGCUGGUCCGCUGAAUCACAUUAGUCUUGUAGGUACUGUCAGUGAAGAGGUAGGUGGCUACUUCCCUGAGAUGCUGGAGCGUCUGGAGGAGAGUCCCUUUCUCCAAGCAACCAUGCCUUGGGGCCGCCUGUCCAAAUUAAAACUGGGGUCACAGCGUGACAGUAACGAUGGCCCCAUCUUGUGGGUUCGACCUGGUGAGCAAAUGAUCUCUAGUGACCAUCCGACGGAUCAGCCUGCUGCGAAGCGGAUAAGGAAAUCCACUGGGGCAUUGGCAGACCUGUACAGUCAGAAGCAGAGGGGCACCCGAGAGACACUGUUUGAAGAUCGUACUUACUGCCAUGCUGAUCAGGUGGCUGAGGACGGGGGUGAUGGUGGCAUCGGGCGACACACCACCUGUGCUGUUGGCGUCUUGAAAGCAGUAACCCGACGUGGGAAACCAGCUCCAGAGAAACUGGUGGUCAAGGACGUGAUAGCAUUCUCGGCCUCGUCAUUUACCAGCGUGGCAAAAGAGUUAUCGAUCGAUGUGUUUGAGCCACCAGCUUCACAGUGUACAAUAUGGGUGUGCCAGGGCAAACUCAAUGCCAUGCACCGAGCUCUGGGGCCAAGUCUGCGGUACGCGCGUAUCCAGUUGCAUGCCAAUGACAUCUACUUCAUACCGCGCAACGUCAUCCAUCAGUUUCAGACCAUGGCGGCGUGUACAAGUAUAGCGUGGCAUCUGCGUUACUUGGGCUACGCCAACAAGCCGCAUUUAGACCUGAUCCCCUCUCUGCUGAACGGCUCCACCAUGGCUCCUUCCUCACCCGUUCCACCUGCCACCACCUCUGAUUCACCAAGCAGUGCUACACAGUCACCUGGUCUUGUCCGGCGGAAACGGAAGCGUAACGCGAACCAAGCAAGGCGCAAAGCAUCCCAGCAGGAGGCGUCCGUCGAUGAUCAAGAAGAAUCAGCAGCGGUGACUGCAGUGUCUCCAGCUCCAGCAGCGAAUAAAGACGGCCUUGGCAGUGGCAAAGUGCUGGAUCCAGAGCGCUCCAGCAAUGGUGGCAAGCUGCUGGACCAGAAGCGCUCCAGCAAUGGUAAUGGCAGUGGUGCGAAUGGACAGCAUACUGCACCGGCGGCGAGUGAGCUGUUGACAUCUGAUCAUUCGACUUCACCGUGUAGUGAUGGAAGUCCACUUGGCAGUCAGUCACCCGGCGAUCAACAACAACCUUUGACGGUUGUGGCAGCGGUACCAACCACAUCAUCAUCAGCAGCAGCAGCAGCAGCAGCAGCAAGACAAUGCAGCAAGGUGAGUCAUGGUAUGGAGUGUUUUGAAGAUGUCGCUUCUCCUCAAUCCACUUCGGAAUCCGAUUCCCCGGCCGCUAAUGAGACCCCAGACGUAUUCACAACUACCAGCGUGAAACGGGAGACAGAGGACAACACAACAGUCACUACCAGUCACUCAUUCUAUGCCGCAGCUGCGGUUUCCGCCGAGCAGCUUGUUGAGGAUUGCAAACCGUUAUUCGUGCAUCCGGCUUACACUGCCAUGCGAGCUGCUGCACCACACUCUUGACCAUUGCCCAUAUUGAUGAGAGUGCCGCCAGUCCAGUGGUCAGCCAUCUACCUUAUCGCAGUUGCGGCAGCCUGACCUGGCGUAAGUAACCAGUGAUAGUGCAUGUGACUGCCACUCACUGCCAUAACGCUAUGCGCCAUUACACUGUGCGUCCUGCAUGCAUCCACGUAACUAUGUAGCCACUGCACUUGAGACCCAUCCAGAGUCGAGCAAGAGAACAACGAGAGAUGGCAAAGUAUGCUUGCUAGCAGCUCACAUAGAUUAUAAAAAAGUAUUCACUACCAAGCUGGCCUCCUAGCACACUUAUUAUAUCCACGAUAUCACACAUCUCAUGUUACCGAGAAUUCCCAAAGGCACACGUAUUCAAGAGCACAGCACUUGCUCCCGUCUUCUACAUGUAGUUCUUUUGCAUGUUCAAAGAGUACGAGUACUGGAAAAGCGCUUUCUGCCAAACAUAGCCGGUUAGCAAUAUGCCGACAUACCAGAGAGCAGCAUCAUAUGAUUAUGAAAGAAUGACCUCGCGUCUAGCGGCCACAAUAUAUAAUCAAGAUUUCAGCAGCAGCAGCAUCAUGAUCAUCAUCAAAUACACACUCCCCACACUCAGGCCAAUUCUAUUGUCUACAGAAAGCUUAGUCUUUUGCUCUAGAAUUUUGUCCAAUAGUACUCGUUGUACACAAUUAGCAGUAGGUUGCCAUGCGAGCAGCAGCGUACACAGAUAUUAGCAGUAGGUUGUCACGCGAGCAGCAGCUUGCGUCUGGUUUUUCCUGUAAUGAGUCAUGUCUGUGCACUCUCGAUUGCUUAGUUUCUCCUGCCUUUACAAUUCUUUGAAUCACGCCUCUCUGAGCGUACUCAAAGUGAAGUCUUAUUAUUCUGCCACUUCGCUGGUUCCCAUUCUAGUUUGCCUCUUGUAAAAAUCAUUCCCUGAAACACCGUA